Messenger RNA from Paramecium octaurelia, 1315 nucleotides. The record is from the annotation of a GenBank genome assembly. NCBI's taxonomy places the organism in Eukaryota, Ciliophora, Oligohymenophorea, Peniculida, Parameciidae.
AUGAAACUAUUUAUUAUUGCAACAUUGGCGCUCUCUUUAUACAUAGUCCUCGACCUUAUAUUCAAUUAGCAAAUGUGGGAUGCCAACACCACCUUGACAUUAUAUUUGCAAUCAAACUAGUUUUCUGGUGAAAAAGACAUGUUCCUCGUCUUUUCAUAUUCACUCUAUGUACUUCCAUGUAUAGCAAUUAUUGCUUUUCUUAUAUUGGAGAACAAAUUAGGAGCAUUGUUAUAUGGAGGGAUGAUUCUCUUCUCAAUUGCUUCUAAUUCACUGCUGAAAAAUUUCUAUCAUUAGGCAAGACCAUUUUUUAUUGUUUAAGAGAUUGAACCUUAUGAAUGCAAUAAGGAAUUCGGGAAGCCAUCAGGUCAUGCAAUGACAUCACAAGCUAUGUGUUUCCUUUUACCAUCUAUAUUGUUUCCAGCAAUUUGGAAAGACCAGCCAAAGUAAUAACUUUAAUAAACAUAGCUGCAAAUAUCCGUUAUAUUUAAGGGUCGUGUUUAUAUUUAUAAUCACUUUUUGGACCUUCAUGACUGGAUUCUCAAGAGUAUUUAUGGGAGUUCAUUCAUUUGGCUAAAUUCUCCUGGGUUGGGCCUAUUAAGCUUAUGUAUCCAUUAUUUACAUGAAUUAUUUUCAUGAUCAAAUCACAGAGUACUUAACAGAAUGCUUGCAAGUGGGACAUUAGGGCAUUUAAAACAGAGUAAUUUAUAUUAUUGGUUUGAUUGCAUUCAGUUGGACGUGUGUAUCGAUCAUGUUUCUAGAAUUAAACAGAUAUUUAUUCAUAAGUCCAACAGAAGCAACGUUGUGGAUGACUGCAGUCUAUGAGAAGUGUCAGAAAUAGACACAUCUAUAUACAAUAGAUAGUCCUUUAGUUUUAUAGAAUAUAUGCUUUAGUUUAAGUUUAUAUAUUUGGUUCAUGCUAAGCUUUGUGAUUGGAAUCAAACUUAGCAAAGGAGUAUACUUGAAGAAUCAAUUCAAAUAUCAUUACAAGUCACUGUCCUUUUGGUUCAAGACUCUGAGGAUAUUUGUCUUGAUAUUCUUGGUUGGUCUGCUGGUUCCUUUUUUCUUGAUUGAGUUCAAUUCAGUUUAUGCAUAAGCAUUUGGUUAAGUAAUGGAAUGUAUAAUUUAGAUAGUUCCAGUGUCGAUAUUAGGAGGAUUGAUCAUAACUGUUGUGUACUCGAAACUGCUAUAUUAUUUAAAGAUUUCUGUGCCUGGCGAUUUCUUAUAAAUAAUAGAUAGUGAGCAAUCAGCUCCAGAUGGGUAUUCUAAUUUGCUACUUAAUAGAAUGUCUUUAGAAUUGUAAGCCAAGAAUUCUUGA